Diospyros lotus (date-plum) is the source of this 2815-nucleotide messenger RNA. Its product is annotated as somatic embryogenesis receptor kinase 1. The coding region runs from base 313 to 1941 and encodes 542 amino acids. Lineage: Eukaryota; Viridiplantae; Streptophyta; Magnoliopsida; Ericales; Ebenaceae. Gene Ontology annotation, biological process: protein phosphorylation. Gene Ontology annotation, molecular function: protein kinase activity; ATP binding; protein binding. The transcript has 11 exons. The record is from RefSeq and is a predicted model, not a curated record.
CUUUUGAGGACACACUGUGAAUAGAGAGAGAGAGGGAGAGCAGGCAAAAGCGCAACGGGGAGGAAAAAGCGACCUUUAUAGCGAGAGGAUUCGGAAACCGAGUCCUGAAUUUGUUUUGUUCUCUUCUGGUCGCCUCAUUCGGCGUUGCGUCACGAGAUCGACUUUUGAUCCUGCUUUUGCUGACUCUUUUUCGGCCAAGAACGGUGGGGAUUUAGGCAAUUGAGGGCUAGGGUUUUGUAAUGCCGUUUCUGUGCUUUACAGAGUCUGGAUCUGGCGAAGGUUCCUGGCUAGAUGUGACCGCCAGUGAAGCGGAUGAAUGUUGAUAUGUGGCUGCUUGUGUUCUCUGUGAACAAGAUGGCAAUGGCGAGAAAGGUGGUGGGGAGAUUGUGCUUGUGGUGGUUGGUAACGGUUGUUUGUCCACUGAGCUUCGUCUGUGCCAAUAUGGAAGGUGAUGCCUUGCACAGCUUAAGAGCUAACUUGGAUGAUCCUAACAAUGUGCUGCAGAGUUGGGAUCCAACCCUUGUUAACCCCUGCACCUGGUUUCAUGUAACAUGCAACAAUGAAAAUAGUGUAAUUAGAGUCGAUCUUGGCAAUGCAGCUUUAUCUGGUGAAUUGGUCCCUCAGCUCGGCCUGCUGAAGAAUUUACAGUACUUGGAACUGUACAGUAACAACCUUACUGGACCAAUUCCUAGUGAUCUCGGAAAUCUGACUAACUUGGUGAGCUUGGAUCUCUACUUGAACAGUUUUACUGGUCCUAUUCCAGACGCUUUGGGCAAGCUUUCAAAACUGCGCUUCCUACGGCUCAACAACAACAGCUUGACAGGUCCCAUUCCUAUGUCCUUGACUAAUAUCUCAGCACUGCAAGUGUUGGAUCUAUCUAACAACCAUCUUUCAGGAGGAGUUCCAGAUAAUGGUUCAUUUUCACUAUUUACACCUAUCAGUUUUGCUAAUAACCUGGGUCUAUGUGGCCCGGUUACUGGACACCCCUGCCCAGGAUCUCCUCCAUUUUCACCACCACCUCCAUUUGUACCACCGACACCAAUUUCAUCUCCAGGUCGGACUAGUGCCACUGGAGCAAUUGCUGGAGGUGUUGCUGCUGGUGCUGCUCUGUUGUUUGCAAUUCCUGCCAUUGCAUUUGCAUGGUGGCGUCGCAGGAAACCACAAGAAUUUUUCUUUGACGUGCCUGCCGAAGAGGAUCCAGAAGUCCACCUGGGGCAGCUUAAGAGGUUUUCCCUUCGAGAAUUACAAGUUGCAACAGAUGGGUUUAGCAAUAAAAAUAUAUUGGGAAGAGGGGGAUUUGGUAAAGUAUACAAGGGACGGCUGGCAGAUGGUUCCCUGGUGGCUGUAAAACGACUAAAGGAGGAGCGUACACCUGGUGGGGAGUUGCAGUUUCAAACAGAAGUUGAGAUGAUCAGCAUGGCUGUGCAUAGGAAUCUCCUUAGAUUGCGUGGUUUUUGUAUGACACCAACUGAACGACUUCUAGUUUAUCCCUAUAUGGCAAAUGGAAGUGUUGCAUCAUGUUUGAGAGAACGCCCCCCAUCAGAACCUCCUCUUGAUUGGCCAACAAGGAAACGAAUUGCAUUGGGAUCUGCAAGAGGAUUAUCUUAUUUGCAUGAUCACUGUGACCCAAAGAUUAUUCACCGUGAUGUAAAAGCUGCAAAUAUUUUAUUGGAUGAGGAGUUUGAGGCUGUUGUUGGGGACUUUGGCUUGGCUAAACUUAUGGAUUAUAAGGAUACCCAUGUUACUACUGCUGUGCGGGGGACAAUUGGGCAUAUAGCUCCUGAGUACCUUUCCACUGGAAAAUCAUCUGAGAAGACUGAUGUAUUUGGGUAUGGAAUAAUGCUUCUGGAGCUAAUAACAGGACAGAGGGCUUUUGAUCUGGCUCGUCUUGCAAAUGAUGACGAUGUCAUGUUACUCGACUGGCUGGGAAAAAGCACCUAGUCAGGGCCGGUUUAAGAAUAUUUAUGGCUCCAGGUAAGAGUUACUUUGGUGGCCUUUUAAUAAUAUAAAUAAAUAUUAAAAAUUAUAAAAAUUUACUUUACUUGCUUUUUGAGAUGCAAAAUCACUAAUUAAAUUUUUGUAUUCAAGUUUAGGAAGCAAAUCUUUUUCAAUUGACAAUAUAGCCAAAUUACUUUAUUCCCAGAUUAGUGCAGAUUCCUCAAACAAAAUUUUUGUCAUCCAAAAGAUCGUUUUAUCAAAUUAUUCUCCUAAAAUAAUGCCACUUCUUGCUCUUUUUUUUUUCUUUUUCGGUUGUGUUAAUGGUUUACACUUUAUUAUUCAUUGCUUAAUAUUGGAAAAUAAUGUGGACUUAGAGAGUUAGGGGGCCUCCUCGUCUAAAUGACACCUCAGUAUUUAUUGUCUAACAUUAGAAAAUGAUCCAUAGACUUGAUGAGUUGGCUCGUCUAAAUGGAACAACAAAAUAAAUAGAGCAUGAACUCAAACAAAAAUUAUCAUGGAAUAGAAUUUCAAAGGAUAGGAGGCUGCAUUUUUUUGGGCCCCUCUUUUUUUAGGGCCCCAGGCAUAGGCUUUAGUGGCCUAUGCCUUGAGCCGGCCCUGCUAGUAGUUCCAAGAACGGAGGUGUUCAGUUCCUCUAUUCUUUGCCUUAGGAUUGUUCACUUACUGCAGAAAUUGAAUGAACAAUCAAAUGGGAUCUCUUAGUUUCCGAGCAUUUACAGUUUUGCUUGUUGCAUCCGUUAGAAUUUGGAUCCUUGGUUUGGUUGCCCUCCAUCCUAAGUAUAGCUAUAGCUCUUGGCUCUUCUUGUCAUAUUUAAUUGAUCAAAUGAUCAGAUGCACGGCCCCAUUGUGCUAUUAUGUU